This is a messenger RNA of Nelumbo nucifera (sacred lotus), 1369 nucleotides long. Its product is annotated as glucan endo-1,3-beta-glucosidase-like. Gene Ontology annotation, molecular function: hydrolase activity, hydrolyzing O-glycosyl compounds. The record is from RefSeq and is a predicted model, not a curated record. Gene Ontology annotation, biological process: carbohydrate metabolic process. NCBI's taxonomy places the organism in Eukaryota, Viridiplantae, Streptophyta, Magnoliopsida, Proteales, Nelumbonaceae.
GAUGGAUUGAUAGCAUAUCAAAAUUUCAGCUCUAAGUUCUUAAUCUCCUUUUCUACUUGUUAUUCAUCAUGGAUAAGUUCUAUGCAGAAAGAAGCAAUGGCCCUUCUGUGGCUACAGCUACAAUGCUCUUUUUUGUGCUUCUAAUGGCUAUCUCAAACAUCACAGCAGGUGCGCAAAGGAUAGGUGUGUGCUACGGAAUGUUGGGUAAUAAUUUGCCAUCGAAAAGUGAAGUUGUGGCUCUCUAUGAAGCCAAUAAUAUACAGAGGAUGAGAGUUUAUGCUCCAAAUCAAGAGGCUUUUCAGGCCCUGAAAGGCUCCAACAUUGAAGUAAUGCUGGGCGUCCCAAACCAAGACCUUCAACGUAUCGCAGGCAGCGACCUAACCCCGGCCUAUGACUUUGUAUAUGGCAAUGUGGUAGCCAAUAAAGAUACUAUCAAUUUCAACUAUAUUCUAGUUGGUAAUGAAGUCGACCUCAAAUAUUUCCAAUAUGUCCUCCCUGCCAUGAAAAACAUCCAGAGCGCAGUUGAAACAGCUGGGUUACAAGACCGAGUGAAGGUGACAACAGCCACUCACUCUGGAGUCCUGGAUAAAACUUAUCCUCCUUCCAAUUCCGUCUUCCGAUCCGAGUAUCUGCAAUUCAUGCGACCCAUCAUUGGCUUCUUAGCAGAAAAAGGGUCACCACUCUGCGCUAAUAUCUAUCCUUAUUUCGCUUAUAUCGGAAACCCCAGCUCUAUUAGGCUUGAUUAUGCCUUGUUUACUGCUCCAGAAGCUGUGGUAUCUGAUGACCAGUUGAACUACCACAACCUUUUUGAUGCUUUGUUGGAUUCUUUCUAUGCUGCCGUUGAGAAGGAAGGCGGGGGAUCUGUGAAGAUUGUCGUAUCUGAAACUGGUUGGCCAAAUGCUGGUGAAUCUGCAGCAACCACGGCCAAUGCACAGACUUAUUUGAACGGAUUGAUCCAACAUGUGAAGGGGGGUACUCCCAGAAGGCCAAAUGGUCCUAUUGAGGCCUACAUAUUUGCCAUGUUCGAUGAGAAUGAAAAGCCUCCUCUAAAGACAGAGACAGAGGCAAUGACAACAGAAAGACACUAUGGGCUUUUCAACCCAAAUCAAAAUCCCAAGUACCAAAUUAGUUUCAGUUAACAACGAUGGUUCAACCUUGAACGUGACAAAGAGUAGUUUCUGUUCUAAUGUAUUUUCAUAUUAAAUAAAGGUUAGACACAUAGGAAUCACGAGUGCAUGGAAUAUGGAAAAAUUAAUGACUCUAGCCAGUAGCUGUUUUACUUUUACCUUUGUGUUCUGUAUAAGAUAUGUCAUAAUCAAAGUUUUUACUAUUACAAGCAAUAAAUUGUAAUUCAAUUGUAAAGUUUGAA